This is a messenger RNA of Cuculus canorus (common cuckoo), 2128 nucleotides long. It is a transcript of the gene UBA3, whose product is annotated as ubiquitin like modifier activating enzyme 3. The coding region runs from base 19 to 1461 and encodes 480 amino acids. NCBI's taxonomy places the organism in Eukaryota, Metazoa, Chordata, Aves, Cuculiformes, Cuculidae. Gene Ontology annotation, cellular component: nucleus; cytoplasm. Gene Ontology annotation, molecular function: NEDD8 activating enzyme activity. The record is from RefSeq and is a predicted model, not a curated record. Gene Ontology annotation, biological process: protein neddylation. The transcript is spliced from 18 exons.
CCCCCGUUCUCCGUCUCUAUGGCCCCGCCGCCGCAGCGCCGCGGGGCACUGUGGGAAGCAGAGGGAACUAUGGCGGAUGGUGAGGAACCGGAGAAGAAAAGAAGGAGGCUAGAGGAGCUGCUGGCGGAUGGAAUGGCUGUUGAUGGUGGGUGUGGGGACACUGGAGACUGGGAAGGUCGCUGGAACCAUGUAAAGAAGUUCCUCGAGCGAUCUGGACCAUUCAUACAUCCUGAUUUCGAGCCAGGCACUCAAGCUCUUGAGUUUUUGUUAAGCACAUGUAAAGUACUGGUUAUUGGAGCAGGAGGAUUAGGAUGCGAACUCCUGAAAAAUCUGGCACUGUCUGGGUUCAGACAGAUCCAUGUCAUCGAUAUGGAUACUAUAGAUGUUUCUAAUCUUAACCGACAGUUUCUGUUUCGACCAAAGGAUGUUAGGCGACCAAAAGCAGAAGUUGCAGCAGAAUUCCUGAACAGCCGUGUUCCCAACUGUGCUGUCGUACCAUAUUUUAAAAAGAUUCAAGACAUGGAUGAAAGCUUCUAUCGACAGUUUCAUAUUAUUGUUUGUGGGCUGGACUCUAUAAUUGCAAGGAGAUGGAUAAAUGGCAUGCUGAUGUCAUUUUUACGUUAUGAAGAUGGUGUACUGGAUCCAAGCUCCAUCAUACCUUUGAUAGAUGGAGGGACAGAAGGUUUUAAAGGCAAUGUUCGUGUGAUUAUUCCUGGUAUGACAGCAUGUGUUGAAUGCACACUUGAGCUUUAUCCACCGCAGGUCAAUUUUCCCAUGUGCACUAUUGCAUCCAUGCCCAGGCUACCAGAGCAUUGUAUUGAGUAUGCCAGGAUAUUGCAGUGGCCAAAGGAGCAGCCUUUUGGAGAAGGUGUUGCAUUGGAUGGAGAUGACCCUGAACAUAUACAGUGGAUUUACCAGAAGUCUUUAGAAAGAGCAGCACAAUUUAAUAUUAAAGGUGUAACAUACAGACUCACCCAAGGAGUGGUUAAACGAAUUAUUCCAGCAGUAGCUUCUACAAAUGCGGUAAUUGCAGCUGUUUGUGCCACUGAAGUUUUUAAACUAGCCACAAGUGCAUACAUUCCUCUUAACAACUACUUGGUGUUUAAUGAUGUGGAUGGAUUAUACACGUACACAUUUGAAGCUGAAAGAAAGGAAAACUGUCCAGCCUGCAGCCAGCUUCCCCAAAACAUAGAGAUUUCCCCAUCAGCUAAAUUGCAGGAAAUCUUGGAUUACUUGACAAAUAAUGCUUCAUUGCAGAUGAAAUCUCCUGCAAUCACUGCUACUAUGUAUGGGAGAAAUAAAACGCUCUAUUUACAGACAGUAGCUUCAAUUGAAGAACGAACAAGGCCAAAUCUUUCCAAGACACUAAAAGAAUUGGGGCUUGUGGAUGGCCAGGAACUUGCAGUUGCUGAUAUUACUACACCACAGACAAUGUUGUUCAAGCUUCACUUCACCACCUAAUUUAUUCAUAAGUAAACUGCAUAUACAGCAAGAGAAAUCUGUACCCACCUUGUGAAACAAACGUACUCCGUGGGUGUUAAGGCAGCCUGAAAUGUUCAUGUUAGUACUAGCAUUGAAGGUAAAGUAAUACAAAUGAAUCACCAUAUCUAAGAAUUGUACGUAGAAGCCAAUAUUUGGUGGAUUAUAUUUGUAUAAAUGCUUAUUAAUGUACAGAACUCUGAUGUAGAGGAAUACACUUUUUCCGCAGUUUUUGUUGUCAAAACGUUAAUGUACUUUCACACACAGAAACUUUUAAGGUGACUAAAAGUCUUUGUUUUCAACAUGUGUUCACACAUAUAUGCGAAGAGGAGAGCCUUUAAAAGGAACCACAGAGAUCUCCUUUUAAAUUGCAGCACUCCUGUACACUUGCUGAGUCACCUUAAAACUAAGAGUGGGCAGUGGGGUAAAAUAAGGAUUUUCCUCUUAUUUGGUAUCAAUUUGAUGGAUUUUAUGAAAGUAUGGAAGAGAUUACUGUGUGUGUAAGCAAGGAGGAAAGGAGAAAAUGGUCCACUGUACAUGAAAACAUGGACAUGUCUACAGUGGCAGUGCAUGGUAUUGCAGGAUUAUGUUCAAGUAUCAUUGGUGCUGUUGAGGUAUUUAUUAAUAAAAUAUCAUAAAGACACCUUAC